CCCCCCAAAUUCGGCUUCUGUUUCCGGAAUGAGCGGAGAGAGCCCCCCUCCCGAACUGCCUGCUUCUCCCGGACGUGGAGCUUCUGCGCCGGAUUGCUGCUCUGCGCCGUAGCUCGGGGGGGGGGGGGCGCUUUCGGAAAAGGGAGGAGGGGCGGCAGAUAAAUCCCCCCCACCCACGUGGAUGUUGCAGGAAAGAAAAGGAGAAUCGGGAGCGAGGACAAAGAGGAUUUCCUUUCCUCCCACUCUGAAGAAGGUGAUGGAGAAGACAUUCAGAAUUCCAGGGGAUGGGGCACCUUUCAUUUCAUUAGGAAUAGAAAUUAAAAUGUGUGAAAUGUGGGAUAUGCUUCAUUGAAUGAGCACACAUAGCUCACAUCAAUGACUCCAAGAGGGGAGAAAACAUUUAAAGGUAUGGAGAGUGGGAAAAGUUUCACUGAUAGUAGAAAACUUAGAACGCAUCAGCGGACUCACAUGGACAAGAAAGGAUUCCAAUGCAGGGAGUGUGGGAAGAACUUUAGUCUAAGAGGACUCCUCAAUAUACACCAGCGGACUCACACAGGGGAAAAACCAUUUAAAUGCAUGGAGUGCGGGAAAAGCUUCCGUCAGAGUGGACACUUAAGUGCACAUCUACGGACUCACACGGGUGAAAAACCUUUUAAAUGCAGGGAGUGCGGAAAGAGCUUCAGUAAGAGUGGACACUUAAGUUCACAUCAACGGACUCACACGGGUGAAAAACCAUAUAAAUGUAUGGAGUGUGGAAAGAGCUUCAGUAAGAGUGGACACCUCAAUAGACAUCACCAGACUCACACAGGGGAGAAACCAUAUGAAUGCAGGGAGUGUGGGAAGAGCUUCAGUCGGAAUGGAGAACUUAAAUUACACCAGCGAACUCACACUGGUGAAAAACCAUAUAAAUGUAUGGAGUGUGGCAAGAGCUUCAGUCAGAGUGGGCACCGCAAUAUGCAUCAACGGACUCACACAGGGGAGAAACCAUUUCAAUGCAUGGAGUGCGGAAAGAGCUUUAGUGAAAAUGGAGCCCUUAGAAUACAUCAACGGACUCACACAGGGGAAAAACCAUUUAAAUGUAUUGAGUGCGGAAAGAGCUUCAGUCAGAAUGCAGACCUUAAAAAACAUCAACGGAUUCACACAGGGGAGAAACCAUAUAAAUGUAUGGAAUGUGGAAAGAGCUUCAGUUACGAUGCAGGACUUAGAUCACAUCAACAGACACACACAGAGGAGAAACCAUAUGGAUGUAUGGAGUGUGGAAAGAGCUUCAGUCAGCUUGGAACCCUUAGAAUACAUCAACAGACUCACACAGGGGGAAAACCAUUUAAAUGCAUUGAGUGUGGAAAGAGCUUCAGUCGAAAUGGAUACCUUAGAACACAUCAACGGACUCACACAGGGGAGAAACCAUUUAAAUGCUUGGAAUGCGGAAAGAGCUUCAGUUACGAUUCAGGCCUUAGAAGACAUCAAUUGACUCACACAGGCAGGGGGGAAACCAUUUAAAUGUAUUGAGUGCAGAAAGAGCUUCAGUCAGAAUGGAGACCUUAAAACACAUCAAUGGACACACACAGGAGAGAAACCAUAUAAAUGUGUGGAGUGUGGAAAGAGCUUCAGUCAGAGUGGACACCUCAAUAUACAUCAACGGACUCACACAGGGGAGAAACCAUAUAAAUGUGUGGAGUGUGGGAAGUGCUUCAGUUUCAAUGCAAUGCUUAGAAGACAUCAACGGACUCACACAGGGGGAAAACCAUUUAAAUGCAUUGAGUGCAGAAAGAGCUUCAGUCAGAAUGGAGACCUUAAAUUACACCAGCGGACUCGCACAGGGGAGAAACCGUUUAAAUGCAUGAAGUGCGGAAAAAGCUUCAGUCAAAGUGGAAAUCUUAGAAAACAUCAGCAGACACACAGGGAAGAAACCUUUUAAAUGUAUGGCAUGUGGAAGGAGCUUCAGUCGGAGUGGAACCCUUGAUAUACAUCAACAAACUCACACAAAAGACAAACCACAUAAACGUCAGGAAAGUAUAUUGAGGCUCAGUCCUUGUGGAAGUCCUACAUCAACAGACUCGUGGCCAGGAAGAACUUUACCAGUUGACACCCUACAUACCAUCAAUAACUUUAAAUGGAAGGAUUGCAGAAAGUGCUUUAGCUAUAAUGUAAUGUUUAAG
Messenger RNA from Podarcis raffonei (Aeolian wall lizard), 2159 nucleotides. Its product is annotated as zinc finger protein ZFP2-like. Gene Ontology annotation, molecular function: DNA-binding transcription factor activity, RNA polymerase II-specific; RNA polymerase II cis-regulatory region sequence-specific DNA binding. The coding region runs from base 376 to 1500 and encodes 374 amino acids. Gene Ontology annotation, biological process: regulation of DNA-templated transcription. The record is from RefSeq and is a predicted model, not a curated record. Lineage: Eukaryota; Metazoa; Chordata; Lepidosauria; Squamata; Lacertidae. The transcript is spliced from 2 exons.